Messenger RNA from Linderina pennispora, 750 nucleotides. RefSeq names its product mitochondrial import inner membrane translocase, subunit Tim17/22. The coding region runs from base 295 to 750 and encodes 151 amino acids. NCBI's taxonomy places the organism in Eukaryota, Fungi, Kickxellomycota, Kickxellomycetes, Kickxellales, Kickxellaceae. The record is from RefSeq and is a predicted model, not a curated record. Gene Ontology annotation, biological process: protein import into mitochondrial matrix. Gene Ontology annotation, cellular component: mitochondrial inner membrane; TIM23 mitochondrial import inner membrane translocase complex. The transcript is spliced from 2 exons. Gene Ontology annotation, molecular function: transmembrane protein transporter activity.
UUCUUCUUCGUUCGUCUUACAUAAAAUAGCUUUCUCUAUCUUUCUCUUGUGCGCGUCCUUUUGUUGUACUUGUUUUUGAGCAGCGCAGGUCGAAGGAAGAAAAAGAACCAAGGGAGAACCCUCCAACCAGACUCUGCAGCACACUUGACGGUUAUAACUUUAUCAGCCUAGCCAUCCCAGACCCUUUUUCUUUUGUCAGCAAAAGAGCGUAGCAAGAACGACUCCUUCUCGCCUUCCAGUAGAGCAAGCACACAAAACACACUCGAUUUCCCUCACAACCCCAAACACAUAGCAAUGCGUGGUUCAGACGUUAGCAGAGAUCCUUGCCCGUGGGUGAUUCUCAACGAUGCCGGCGGAGCGUUCGCCAUGGGAGCGAUUGGCGGCGGCGUGUGGCAUUUCUUCAAGGGGACGCGGAAUUCGCCGUACGGGGAGCGGUUCCGCGGCGGGCUGAAUGCGAUGCGGGCGCGGGGGCCGAUUACCGGCGGCAACUUUGCGGUGUGGGGAGGGAUGUUCUCGACGUUCGACUGUGUGCUGAAGGGCAUUCGGCACAAGGAGGAUCCGUGGAACUCGAUUGGCUCGGGCGCCAUCACCGGCGGUCUGCUGGCGGCGCGUGGCGGCUGGCGUGCGGCUGCGGUCUCGGCGGUCUUUGGCGGUGUGCUGCUUGGUCUGAUCGAGGGUGUCGGCAUUGUCAUGGGCCGGGCAUUUGCCCCGCAGCCGCCGAUGCUGGGCCCGCCGCCAGCGGCAGAGUAG